AUGACGCCAUGCCUGCGCAGCAAGCGGAGGCAGGACAAAUCGAAGGGCCGGGGCAGUGAAGCAUUUUUGACGAUGCAUUCGAAUAUUGAUGACGAGCAAGAUGUCGUACCAAUAAAGACGAAUAGAGAACGGCGAACUCGUCGUCCUGUGUCUCUCAGCUCGCUCGAAUCAUGGUCGACCCCAGGUAUUGGGGAGGACGAGGUUACUCUCGUCGGUAGGACAAGCAAGCAAAGUCAGGACAGCACGAGUGAGGAUGAGCCUGUGACCCCGAAAGUAAGGAGACUCCUGAAAAGGCCUCGGCAGAUGUCUCAACGCGAACGGGAAGAGAAGGAUGACCUAGCCGAAGAUCUCGAUUUUCUGGAGCCCGAGAGUGACGCCGGAACAAAAACACCUAUAAGCUCGCGGUCGACGAAAAAAAGCGCUCGACAAGCUGCGCUAGAGCAAUUGAAGCUUCGGCGGUCAGGUGCUGUAGAGCCCGAUGCGGCCCGCGAGAAGACAGGAGAAGAGAGCGAUGGAAGCGUUGAAGACGGCGAGCUAGAUGUGUGGCUUGGUGAUGAUGAAGUUGCCGAGGAUGAUGACGAUCUGCAAGUUAUUAGCAGCCGUCAGAUAUUUCAGUCGACACAGGAGGACGAGGACUUCAUCGUUGAUGCGGACGAGAACGAGACACUUGGAGAAAUGGAAAAUGUUCCACUUGCUUUCACGAGCUUCGCAUCAGAAAAGCCGAAAAACCUCUUCAAAUUCGCUGUGGAAUGGUUCGUACAGAAGAAAAUCAAUCCAGCAUUUGCUAUCAACGAUGAAAUAUAUGACCUUACCUUCAAGAAAUUGGACGACGAGAUUCGGGGUUUAGCAGGGUCAAAGUUCACAUCUUCUGCUUGGACACCAGACUUCACAACAGCACUACAAGCUCGACCAGAAAUCAUGGUGGAUGAUUCUCCGAGUGGCUUGGCUCUUCGUGACAAGUGCGAUGCCUGCAACCGAAGUGGCCACCCAGCAACCUUUCUGAUAAGAUUCCUGAAUAAGCCGUACGACAAAGAGACUUUGGAAGAGGUCACUAGUCGGAACGAUGGUGACAGUGAUGAUGAAGACUCGAAUUCAGAUUCAGACUCUGACAGUCAAUCGCCAAAUCACAAACGUGCCGUUGAUCGCGAUUAUAAAGGCCGCAUUGUUCCUUCGGAGUCAACGGAGUUUUACGUGGGAAAGUUCUGCACCGCCAAUGCAAAGACGGCGCACGCACUAAGCCACUGGAAAUAUCAUCUGAACGAAUGGGUAGUAAUAUGGCUGACAUCGCAAGGAUAUUGCUCAGCUGAGGCACUGCUGGAGCGUGAUAAAAUGAGCACGAGAAAGCGACGCAAGCGUGCCAAUAAAAUCGUCGAUCGAAUGGUUGACGAGGGUGUGCUCAAGACUUUAUGGCGCGAAUUCAGAAGCACCGCCGAUACGGCAAGGAACUCCAAGCAAGGCCGGUAUGAUUUUGCGAGUCCUUGA
Messenger RNA from Dissoconium aciculare CBS 342.82, 1482 nucleotides. RefSeq lists its product as uncharacterized. NCBI's taxonomy places the organism in Eukaryota, Fungi, Ascomycota, Dothideomycetes, Mycosphaerellales, Dissoconiaceae. The coding region runs from base 1 to 1482 and encodes 493 amino acids. The record is from RefSeq and is a predicted model, not a curated record. Gene Ontology annotation, cellular component: nucleus. The transcript is spliced from 2 exons.